Messenger RNA from Astyanax mexicanus (Mexican tetra), 1258 nucleotides. Its product is annotated as coiled-coil domain-containing protein 106-like. Bases 128 to 889 code for a protein of 253 amino acids. Lineage: Eukaryota; Metazoa; Chordata; Actinopteri; Characiformes; Acestrorhamphidae. Gene Ontology annotation, cellular component: nucleoplasm. The transcript has 6 exons. The record is from RefSeq and is a predicted model, not a curated record.
AGGAAGUGGGUAUGCUCGCCAUAAACCAACUUUGUUAUAGGACCUCAUUUCAAGCACUGAGAGUAAAACGGACAUUUUCAGACUGCUGCUACAGAAGCAAUUCAGCCAUACAGCCGUCUUUCUUAAGAUGGACACGCGUGGACGGAAGAAGGCCGUUUCAAAUGAAACAUCUGAGGCAAAUGUUCUACCACCACAGCAGAGUAAAGCAGUAUCGCCAACCGUCUUGCAAGACUUGCAGAUCAUGAAGAUGCAUCUUGAAACUGAAAAAGAAAAAAAUAAAUGUCUUCAGGAAACAAUAAAACAUCUUCAAUCUGACAAGGAAUUCCUUAAGGAGCAGCUUUCACGAAUGACAGGUAGACCAUCGUCAAGCCCUUCAGUGUCCAGUGUUUCAGGAUCAUCUACAGCCACUCCCAAAGUAAAAGGAAAGAAGGCUAUUGGAACAGAGGAAGAGUCAAGUGGUGAGAUAGCAGUUCUCUCCACAGAAUCAUCAACUAUCGAUGAAUCAUCUGAUGAGGAGAUGAAGCCUUUUUCGAAGGGGAAGAAACAAAGAUCAGCAAAGCAAGAUGACCUGAGUCGCACUCGAGCGAAAACUGUUCGUGGAGUAAUCCUGCGUUACAAGCGUGCCCUACAAGCCUUUAACCAGGGUGGGUCGAUGAAGAAGGCUUUCCAAAAAGUGGGAGUGGACCGCAACACCAUAUCCAGGUCAUCACCGAUUGCUGAGCUUGCUCUAGCGGCACCUGGUGUCUUUCAGGCUCUCCCCCCCUGGAAUGCCCAAGUGGAGAAGUUGUCAACAUUUGUGGACAGGUGUCGAGAGGCAACGACUGAUGAAAUCAAGGAAAAAAUCAUGCAAAUGAAAUCAUGUGGAGAACUGUUACCCAUGAGCAACUGAGGCAUAGUUCAGGAUUUAAUUUGUUCAGUUAAUUAAGUUAAGAAGUAUGGGUAACACUUUAUAAUAACUUUCAUUAAUAAGCUUUUAACUAAUGAUAAGUAAAUGUGAACAAAGCAUUAGUUAAUCAGAAUUUGAAUAUCAACAAAUGUUUACACAUGGCACUUAGUUUUCAGCAUGGAUAUUCAUAUUUAGAAAUGUUAACAAAUCAUCAGAAUUUGAACAUUAAUAAAUCACCUGACAAACCUGACAAAUGUUUAUCAAUUAAAGUUCAUGUUUCCAAAGUGUUCAUUAAUAUUUACAAAUAUGUUAGCCACUUUUUAGUUCCGUAAAAUGUGAAAAACAAUAGUUAUUAAUCAUUAGUUAAUGGUA